This is a messenger RNA of Cygnus atratus (black swan), 1617 nucleotides long. RefSeq names its product IKAROS family zinc finger 1 (gene IKZF1). The transcript is spliced from 8 exons. Bases 1 to 1617 code for a protein of 538 amino acids. Gene Ontology annotation, biological process: regulation of transcription by RNA polymerase II. Gene Ontology annotation, cellular component: nucleus. The record is from RefSeq and is a predicted model, not a curated record. NCBI's taxonomy places the organism in Eukaryota, Metazoa, Chordata, Aves, Anseriformes, Anatidae. Gene Ontology annotation, molecular function: DNA-binding transcription factor activity, RNA polymerase II-specific; RNA polymerase II cis-regulatory region sequence-specific DNA binding.
AUGGAAACAGAUGAGGCUCAAGAUAUGUCCCAGGUUUCAGGAAAGGAAAGUCCUCCAAUUAGUGAUGUCCCAGAUGAUGCAGAUGAACCUAUGCCUGUACCAGAGGACCUUUCAACUAGUACUGGAGGACAACAGAGUGCUAAGAAUGAGAGAGUCUUGGCUGCAUAUGGGGCAGAAGGCUUUAGGGACUUUCAUGCAAUAAUUCCCAAAUCUUUUUCCUCCGGUAAUAUUAAAAUAGAGACUCAGAGUGAUGAAGAGAAUGGGCGUGCCUGUGAAAUGAAUGGGGAAGAAUGUGCGGAGGAUUUACGAAUGCUUGAUACCUCGGGAGAGAAAAUGAAUGGCUCACACAAUGGCCCAGGCAGCAAGGCUAUGUCAGGAGUUGGAGGCAUUCGACUUCCUAACGGAAAGCUAAAAUGUGAUAUCUGUGGGAUAAUUUGCAUCGGUCCCAAUGUGCUCAUGGUUCACAAACGAAGCCACACUGGAGAACGCCCUUUCCAGUGCAAUCAGUGUGGGGCUUCUUUUACCCAGAAAGGCAACCUUCUGCGCCACAUAAAGUUGCACUCAGGCGAGAAGCCCUUCAAAUGUCACUUGUGUAACUAUGCCUGCCGACGCAGGGAUGCCCUCACAGGCCACCUGAGGACUCACUCGGUUGGCAAACCCCAUAAGUGUGGAUACUGCGGACGCAGCUAUAAGCAGCGCAGCUCUUUGGAAGAACAUAAAGAACGCUGUCAUAACUACCUUCAAACCAUGAGUAUCUCAAGCAACCUUUAUUCAGUCAUAAAAGAGGAAACUAACCAGAGUGAAAUGGCUGAAGACCUGUGCAAGAUAGGGUCAGAAAGAUCCCUCGUGCUGGAUAGACUAGCAAGUAACGUCGCCAAACGUAAGAGCUCUAUGCCUCAGAAAUUUGUUGGUGAGAAAUGUCUGUCUGAUCUUCCAUAUGAUGCCACCACCAACUAUGAGAAGGAGAAUGAGAUAAUGCAGACGCACGUCAUAGACCAGGCCAUUAACAAUGCCAUCAGCUACCUGGGGGCAGAGUCCUUGCGCCCCCUCGUCCAGACACCACCAGGUGGCUCUGAAGUGGUGCCCGUCAUCAGCCCCAUGUAUCAGCUCCACAAACCUCUUGGGGACAAUCAGGCUCGCUCCAACCACACAGCUCAGGACAGCGCAGUGGAAAACUUGUUGCUGCUUUCCAAAGCCAAAUCUGUCUCCUCUGAACGGGAUGCCUCUCCCAGCAACAGCUGCCAAGACUCAACAGAUACCGAGAGCAAUAACGAGGAACGCAGUGGUUUAAUUUACCUGACAAAUCACAUAGGUCCCCAUGCAAGAAAUGGCAUAUCCAUAAAAGAAGAAAGCAGGCAAUAUGAUGUCUUGAGGGCAGGUACUGACAAUUCCCAGGAUGCUUUCAAAGUGAUCAGCAGCAAUGGGGAGCAAGUGAAAGUUUACAAGUGCGAACACUGUCGAGUCCUUUUCUUGGAUCAUGUGAUGUACACAAUCCAUAUGGGCUGCCACGGGUUCCGUGAUCCUUUCGAGUGCAACAUGUGUGGCUACCACAGCCAGGACAGGUAUGAAUUCUCUUCCCACAUAACUCGAGGGGAGCACCGUUUCCACAUGAGUUAA